AGCAGUUUUCAUCCGUGUCGUUUAUGACUCAGGUGAUAGGAGCAUUUUCAAGUGACGCAGAGAUAAAGCGUGCAUGGAGCUCCCUUCGCGACGUAUUGCAGAGCACUGUUUCUGCCAUUGCCCAGCGAAUGCAGCUCUCCGAGUGCUCUAAAAGUGCGAGAAGCGUUACGUUUCUUCUUUCCAAGAAGAAGGAGGACGGGGUUGUGUCACUCUGCUCUGUGAAGGCCUGUUAUCCACAGCAGACGGUACCUCUGGAUGAGGCGGUCGAAUGCUUUAUUGAGCCGAGCAGUCGAAUGGUAUGUCGUCGAGAAUACCUGCCGCCAAGUGUUUGGCCCUUUCCGGAUCGCAUUCCCUACACAUAUGGCCCAGCGCCACGGGCGUGUUAUGUCAUAAACCGGACGACCGAGACAAGACACGACUCUGCACACUACGCCAAGCACGAUGUUUGGCAUCACGAGCCGCGGUACUACACUGUGGGCGACGACGGGGUUGUCCGGGAGCUACGGCCAGCGGAUCCGUAG
This is a messenger RNA of Trypanosoma cruzi, 521 nucleotides long. RefSeq lists its product as uncharacterized. The annotation marks the transcript as partial. The transcript has a single exon. The record is from RefSeq and is a predicted model, not a curated record. NCBI's taxonomy places the organism in Eukaryota, Euglenozoa, Kinetoplastea, Trypanosomatida, Trypanosomatidae.